Molecule: messenger RNA, 831 nt
Organism: Gigantopelta aegis
Lineage: Eukaryota; Metazoa; Mollusca; Gastropoda; Neomphalida; Peltospiridae
Product: microfibril-associated glycoprotein 4-like
Exons: 3
Coding region: 1-831 (276 amino acids)
Source: RefSeq, a predicted model, not a curated record
AUGCAUAUAUUAGGUCCCUGCGAAGUUUCGUAUAUUCGAUUCGAUUCGAAAUCGUCGCGAAGCUUCGAUUCGAUUCGAUUCGAUGUUAAAGAUUCUAUCGUGUGUUUAAAUGGCGGAUAUGAAGUCAACGGAACAUGUACAUGCGUGGACGGAUUUGUUGGCUCCACGUGUGAGCGCCUUAUGACCGAUUGCUCUGAAGGGUUCACUUAUGGAUAUGUUGACGGCAUUUAUAAUAUCCAGCCUCCAUAUAUCACAACGUCAUUUCCGGCACUUUGCGCUAUGAAGUACGGCGGCCGAACAUUGAUGCAGUAUCGACAUUUACCAUCUGAAGACUUCUAUCGAAACUGGACGGAUUACCGAGACGGGUUCGGCUCGCUCGACUCUGACUUCUGGCUGGGUUUGGAGAAAGUCUACCAGAUUGUCAGAGAUCGCACCUUCGACCUCCGUCUUUACAUGCGGCUCAAAAACGGUACAUAUUACCAGCAUCGCUUUCUCAACUUCACCAUUAGUGACGAAGCCAGCGGCUACACGCUGUAUUUCGACUCGGCAGCUCCAUACUCUGUCGACCCGCUCGGCGACUCUCUCACAACAUUGAAAGGGUCAAAGUUCAGCACGAAAGAUGUCGACAACGAUAACUGGUCUAACGGAAGUUGCGCGGAUUUAUUUGAAAGUGGAUUUUGGUUUAACUCCUGCGCAGAUUGCAACCCCAACGGUCGUCUGUUGAAACCUUCCGACGGAAAGAGGACGGGCGCCAAGUCUGAGGUCUUCUGGACCAACGAUCUGGGAAACGACGUCCCAUACAGGACCCGGAUGUGGCUUGUGCGACAGUGA